ACUCCACAGGCUGCAGUCAUUGUUCGGUGCCCGUUGGCUCUAACUGUCCUGUUCUGGUCAAACACUAACUGCAAUAUCGAUGCAUAUAUGUUGUGUAUAUAUUAAAUAUAUAAAUAUCGAGUGUGCGUGCGUAUUUUUUUUUUUAUCAUUAAAUUUUAACGCAAUACUGCACACGAUAUUAUAGAUUUUUUUUAUACCUGGACCGGGCCGGGCACCUGACGAACGAAACGACGUUUUCCUGUGAAAUUUUGUGCGUUUUUCUCGUUAUAUUUGUUUUUGAUUUUCUGUUUCGUUCAUAGUUUUCACGAAAAUUGCAACGAUACACUAAUUAUUAUCAUAACCGUUAAUCGCCGGCCGUUUUCGUUUAACGCGACAUCGACGUCCGGACAACAGCGUGAGUGUACCCACAUUAUCUACGUACAAGAUUUUUUAUAACUUUGUGAUACCAUAUAAAAACAAUGGUACGAAGUUAGAUUGUACAUCAGGAUAUCGGAUAUCUCUAUUGACUAUAUAAUAUCAUUCGCUAUUUUAUUCGCCGCCACUGCACGAGCCAAACGAGAGCGGACGACAUGGAUCAAAAUCAGCGAAAUUAUUACAAAACUAACAUAGCUGCCCUGAAUUUGACCGCAGCACUGGUGAAAAGUGAGCCGCUUGAAGAAAAAGAAGAUGACGUGAAAUGGCCCUGUCUUGAAACGGCCAGCGACAAAGGCUUGUCCACAGAAACUUCUUCCACAACCUCCAGAGGCGAAACGUCCAAUACGUCUAAUCAUAAAAGGAAACCAUUCUGUACCAUAGGGAACUCAUUCUAUAUAUUCUCAGCAUUAGUAUUAUUCCUCGUGGGCACUAUUACAAUAGUAUACACACCAUUUAACAUAUUAAUGAAUGAGAGACUAAAAAUGGUUCGUGGUCUACCAGCAUAUGAGUGGUGGAAGAAUCCUCCUGAUGAAGUUUUGCUUAGAGUGUACCUAUUUAAUGUAACAAACAGUGAACGAUUUGAGAAUGGAAUCGAUAGUAAACUGGAACUAAACGAAAUUGGUCCAAUAGUAUUCAGAGAAUUAUUACGACACAGUGAUGUUAGAUUCAACGACAAUGGUACAAUGACUUAUGUGGCCACAAGAACAGCCGUGUUCUUGCCAGAAAUGACAAACAUUAGUUUGGACGCUAAAUUAAUACUACCCAACUUUGCCGCAUUGGGAAUGGCAUCAUAUUUAUGGGAUGCUUCUUAUUUUACUAAGUAUGGUUUUAAAUUAAUGAUGGAUAUGUUGGAUACAAAAAUGUUUAUCAAGACAUCUAUUAAUGAUUGUUUAUGGAAUUUAACUGACCCGUUAGUCCAAAAAGCAAAAACCAUGAUGCCUGGUUUAGUUCCUGAAGAAAAUAUGGGUAUAUUAUACCAGAUUUAUAACAAAUUUACGGAUGAAGUUACCGUAUUCAUGGGUCCGGAAAAUGGGCGAAGGUUUUUCACAGUAGAUAAGUACCAUGGUAAACCUAAUCUUGGAAUUUGGGAGGAUUCAAAGUGCGAUAGUGUACAGGGUUCUUCUGAAGGUGUUACGUACCAUCAGUUUGUAUCAAAAAAUGACACAUUGAAAUACUUGAGAAAAACCAUGUGCCGAGUGACACCAUUAAAAUAUAAAAAUGAAGUGACCAAAUCGGGCAUGACAAUGUACAAGUUUAUUCUCCCAAAUAAUGUCUUUUCUCAUCCACAAACUGAUCCAAGCCUAGAAGACUGUUUUCAUAAUCCAAAAUCAAUUCCUCUUCUUUCUGGGCUCUCUGAUGUAUCGCCGUGUUAUUAUGAUUUCCCUAUUGCAGCUUCAUUUCCUCAUUUCCUCAAUGGUGAUCAAGCACUGCUAAAAUCAAUAUCUGGAUUAAAACCUAAUGAAGAAAAUCAUGGCUCGUACUUAAUUGUCGAACCAUUAACAGGAGUUCCAGUCGAAAGUAGAGCUCGUAGCCAAAGCAAUCUAGUCAUGCACCCCACUAGUGGAUUUUCAAAUAUCGAUAAAUUCAGUAAUAUGUCAAUACCAAUGUUUUGGGCUGAAUAUAAUCAAGUGGGUUUACCUUGGUACAUUACAACUCUAAUGUAUUUCACUGUUAUCGUUUUGCCAUAUACGCAAUCAAUCGGGAGCAUCCUAAUGAUGAUAGCCGGUUUGGCAAUGAUUGGAAAAUCGAUAUUUGAUGCAGUAUUUGGUUAUAAAAAACCACUAUACUCAUAUAGUUCUUUGGAUCUCUUGCCGUCAAUUAGUUAA
Messenger RNA from Melanaphis sacchari, 2240 nucleotides. RefSeq names its product scavenger receptor class B member 1-like. Bases 570 to 2240 code for a protein of 556 amino acids. The transcript is spliced from 11 exons. Gene Ontology annotation, cellular component: cytoplasm; membrane. The record is from RefSeq and is a predicted model, not a curated record. Gene Ontology annotation, molecular function: scavenger receptor activity. Lineage: Eukaryota; Metazoa; Arthropoda; Insecta; Hemiptera; Aphididae.